This is a messenger RNA of Aphis gossypii (cotton aphid), 1441 nucleotides long. RefSeq lists its product as uncharacterized. Gene Ontology annotation, molecular function: protein dimerization activity. Bases 178 to 1251 code for a protein of 357 amino acids. The record is from RefSeq and is a predicted model, not a curated record. Lineage: Eukaryota; Metazoa; Arthropoda; Insecta; Hemiptera; Aphididae. The transcript has 3 exons.
UGGUUUUCACAUAGCGCUCUUCGCAAAAUAGAAUAUAGUAGGUUAUAUGAGACAAUUAAUGGUGCAGAAAGUAAACAAAGGCAAUUAGUUAAACUAUGUGCUACUCGUUGGCUGGCCUUUUAUAAUUGUAUUAAAAUCAUUCUCGACCAAUGGCUUGAACUCAAAACAUGUUUUGAAAUGGCAGCACAAAAAGAAAGAUGUUACAGUGCACGGACAUUGUAUGAAAUGUACAAAGAUGGUUCAAAUUUGUUAUAUUUUAAUUUUUUAAAACCAAUUUUAAAAGAAGUUACUGAUAUUAACUUGCUUUUUCAAAGCACUAAUUCAGAUAUCACCAAAGUGUACGGAGAUUUAAAAUUACUUCUAGUUUCAGUUGUUAAACGUAUUAUAAAACCAAGUUUUCUUCGUUAUGAUAUUGAUAUGUGCCCAAAUGCUUUGCUUAUUGACGAAAUUGACAGAAUAUCAAAAGCAUUAUCAAACCCGCAUGCGCUUUUACCUUUAGAAUCUGUAGAUUUUGGCUUUGCAUUUACAGAGCUUGCUAAAAAAAAUAUUGUUUCACCAGAAGAUUUAAAAUCAGUACAGAAUCGUUGUUUUGCAUUUAUGUUACGCCUUUGCGAAGAACUGCUGAAACGGCUACCGCAUAACACUAAAACAAUUCAAAAGUUACGGUAUUUUGAUCCCAAAAUGGUUUUUUCGCCUAUUUCACCUAGAUUUAUUGAUCUUCCGCUUGAGCUUUUAAGAUGCAGUACGGAUAUAGAAAUUUUAGAGAUACAGUGGAGAAACCUAACAUCUUUACGAUAUUCCGAUAUUUGUGAUUCAUCAAUCCCUAUUCAAGAAAAAAACACUCAAGAGUUUUGGGUAGAUGUUUUGAAUAUUAAAGAAACUGGAGGGAAAAAAAAAUUUGAGGACCUGGCUCUAUUUGUAUUGCAAAUACUUUCCCUACCAUUAUCCAAUGCUAUUGUGGAACGCGUAUUUAGUGUUAUGAAUUGUGUAAAAAGUAAAUUAAGAAAUCGUAUGCAAGUUGAUAUGUUGCAAGCAAUUCUUCGUAUCAGGCUUCAUCUUAAUGCCAGUAAAAUAUGCUGUAAGAGCUUCAAACCCACAGAAACAAUGUUUCAUAAGUUUACAUCUGAUAUGUACGAUUCACCAAAAAUCACUACAUCAGAAUCAGAAAGUGUGGAUUCGGCUACAACAUUAGAUGAAGUUAUGGACAUUUUUAUUAGUGAAGGUGCCCAGGAAAUUAAUUUAUAUGAUUAAAUUUGUUAUUCUAUUGUAAUUGUUUUAGUUUUAUUCUAAUAAGAAUAUCACAUAUUUUAUUUUAUAAACCAACAGAGAUUAAUUCAUUUUGUAUUCAUUGUUAUGUUAUAAUUAAAAAAGGAUAAUUUUAAUUUAAAACAGACAUUUGUAUUUUGUAAUAAUAAUUAUAAUAUUAUGUUUUACCACACCA